Tachysurus fulvidraco (yellow catfish) is the source of this 2731-nucleotide messenger RNA. RefSeq names its product FAM20B glycosaminoglycan xylosylkinase (gene fam20b). Gene Ontology annotation, biological process: protein phosphorylation. Lineage: Eukaryota; Metazoa; Chordata; Actinopteri; Siluriformes; Bagridae. Gene Ontology annotation, molecular function: phosphotransferase activity, alcohol group as acceptor. The coding region runs from base 429 to 1658 and encodes 409 amino acids. Gene Ontology annotation, cellular component: Golgi apparatus. The transcript is spliced from 9 exons. The record is from RefSeq and is a predicted model, not a curated record.
ACACACACACACACACACACACACACACACACACACACACACACACACACACACACACACACACACACACACACGACGGACAUGAUGAGAACCGUUUGCACGGGUCAUCAUUCAGCUGAAUUAAAACACAACAUCUUCACUUCUAUAUGAAAGCGAGCAGAUAUAAAAGCAAGCUAGAGACAUCAGUCACCUGCUAUUGAAUGAAGGACCUUUCUCCAGCCUUCAAUCCUAGAUCAUAACCACAAAAGAAGAAAAGAUAUUCUAAAGCAGCCUUCCUCUUUCAUGUAUCUCUCUCCGUCCUGUUCUAUUCCCACUUAGCCCCUCCUUCUCCGCUGUGAGUGUUUUCUUUGUCUCUCUGGAGGUGUACAGUAGUCAGGCUCUGCCAUGCCCAGGGCGUGACCCAUCGUGUCUCCUUCUCCUCCUCCAUCAUGAAGCUGAAGCAGCGUGUGGUUGUGUUGUGUGGUGUGCUGCUGCUGCUGGGCCUGGCCAAGCUCUUCCUGCUGGACGGAGGCGAAGGCUCGGCUGCCAGCCGGCGUGACCUGCGUGCCUUCCGCAAGAUGGAGGCGGGCUUAGCUCUGGCUAAGAAUGCCCGUCUCACACACACAUUGCAGUCACCCUGGGAAGUGGCGGCACAGUGGGUGGGGCCACGUGAGGUUUACCCUGAUGAGACACCUGAGCUGGCCGCCGUCCUCGGCGCCCUGACCAGCACCCGUAUCCAGAGGGCGGACGUCGGCUUCAAAGGAACCCAGCUGAAAGCACUUCUGGUGCUGGACGGAGGACAGAAGGUGGUCUUCAAGCCCAAGCGGUACAGCAGAGAUUAUGUGGUUGAGGGAGAACCUUACGCUGGCUACGACAGGCAUAACGCAGAGAUCGCUGCCUUUCACCUGGACAGGAUCCUGGGCUUUAGGAGAGCACCUCUGGUGAUGGGGCGGUUUGUGAACCUGCGGACGGAGAUAAAGCCUGUCGCCACAGAGCAGCUUCUGAGCACGUUCCUCAUGCACGGGAAUAAUACAUGCUUCUAUGGGAAGUGUUACUACUGCAGGGAGAGUGAGCCGGCAUGUGCCGAGGGAGACAUCAUGGAGGGAUCAGUGACGCUCUGGCUCCCUGAUGUCUGGCCACUGCAGAAACACAGACACCCCUGGGGACGCACAUACAGAGAGGGCAAACUCGCCAGGUGGGAGUAUGAUGAGAGUUACUGUGAAGCUGUGAAGAAGAUGCCUCCAUACGAUGCCGGUCCACGCCUCUUGGACGUGAUUGACACAUCUAUAUUUGAUUACCUGAUCGGCAACGCGGAUCGACAUCACUACGAGAGCUUCCAAGACGACGGCGGAGCCAGCAUGCUAAUUCUGUUGGACAAUGCUAAAAGUUUCGGGAAUCCAUCUCUAGACGAAAGAAGCAUUCUGGCUCCUCUCUAUCAGUGCUGCAUGGUCAGAGUGUCCACCUGGAACCGGAUAAACCUGCUGAAGGGCGGCGCUCUGAGUUCAGCGAUGCGUCAGGCUACGGCCCAUGACCCUGCCCACCCCGUUCUGAAUGAGCCUCACCUGGCUGCCCUCGACCGGCGUCUCAGCAGCGUCAUAGCCAGCGUACGCCAGUGCAUCGAGCUGCAGGGCGCAGAGAGCACACUUAUCGAAGACCGCAUGAACCUGCCUCACCCUUAAACAUAGAGAGAGAGAGAAAAGCGACUGAGAAAAGAGAGAAGGAGGGAAGGUAGCAUUUUGAAUUGAAUGCUGCCUGUCAGUGCAUGCCUUUAGAGGCUCACUUCCUGCAUUUACAGCAUUGCAAGAAGACAUUAAAAAGUUGGGGUAGUUACUUCAACGCAAGCAGGAAGUUGUCUCGUAACACAUUAACAAUGAUGCAGACCCUGGCUUCUUCACAAACGACAAACGUUAUUUCCUUGGACUUCCACACACAUGUGCACGCACACACACACACACACACGAGAGCUCUCCCCACACUCUAAUCUAAUCUAUUUCUCUUCCAUAUUUUUUCAACAUGAACCACACAGUCCAGAUGUCCACCCAUUCCCUUGUAACAUUCUUACCUUUUUUCCGUCUAUGAAUUUCUCUCUCUCGCUGGUUCCAGGGUUAACAUUCGGCCUGUAACGUUGAACAUACUCGGGCCUGUAAGGGCUCAGGGACAUUCCACAGAAGCCGUGGGGGUGUUUGCAAGCCUGGGCUGCUACUGUCACCAGUGAAACUAUGUCACUGACAUCAUAAAUCAAAGCAUCGACAGACUAUCUAGCGAUUGUCUGUCUACACGCAGAUUGUACAUAAGCAACUAUUUAAUGAUGAUUUUGUUAAAGAAACGAAUGAUUUAAAAGAUUAAUGUUGAGAGUUUACUAUGCAGGGUCUUAUUACCGCCUGCUUUCAAAUGUGCAGUACAAUUUCUGGAUAUAAACGGGUAGUGGGUGGAAGAAGCUGCUACUGAAACUCAAAAAGAGGAUGGAAAGAACAAUAUUAUGGAAAGCUACAAACAAGAAGGAGUUUUUCAUACAUAUCCCUGAAGGGUAGGUGUGGCUACAGGUAUUCAUCCCAGCCAAAUUGGACUGCUACCUGAUAGUGAUCGAAAGACCAAGAGAAUCUAAUUAAACAAGGGGGAACGUGGUGUCACUCCUGUUUGUUUGGACUAAAAGGCUACAGCCAGAUCAACCAUUUCCAGAUAAGAAAUGAGGGUCCCUGCUCAUUGUGUGAAGAUCUUUUGAGCAUUAAAACAAAACAAAACAAAAAUGUAA